This is a messenger RNA of Sporothrix schenckii 1099-18, 1773 nucleotides long. RefSeq lists its product as uncharacterized. Gene Ontology annotation, biological process: positive regulation of transcription by RNA polymerase II. The record is from RefSeq and is a predicted model, not a curated record. Lineage: Eukaryota; Fungi; Ascomycota; Sordariomycetes; Ophiostomatales; Ophiostomataceae. Gene Ontology annotation, molecular function: sequence-specific DNA binding; DNA-binding transcription factor activity, RNA polymerase II-specific. The transcript has a single exon. The coding region runs from base 1 to 1773 and encodes 590 amino acids.
AUGAUUGUAUCUUUGUACCGUCCGUCGCCCCAAGUUCCAAACCCGUCGCCAGCGGCAGCCCUGCGCUGCUAUGAUUCAUCUGCCUAUGUGACAAACCUUGGCAGCCAGCAGGUCAAGAAGGCCGCCAUCGACAUUACUUGGGUCUUCCUGCUCACAAUUUACAUGUCUUUGAAUACCAUCCUCUGGUCUGUGUCGUAUCCUGAAGUCAGGGGAAAGCAUCCCCGCGAGGAGAUCGAAGAGCUCAUCAACACUUCACUGGAUAUUGUUGAUCAGUGCUCGGAGCGCUGGCCCGGUGCCUCCGCCGCCUCUCAACUCUACUCGAUCUUUGCCAAAGCCUGCCUCCAGAGUUACGACACCCCUGAUGAACAGCAGCAGCAGCAGCAGCAACAUCAACUACAACAGCAACAGCAACACGGUCCGCCGGUGUUUAAUACAACGCAAUACGGUGGACCUGAAGGAUCAUAUCACUCACCGUCAUCAGACGUCGACCCGAGUUCGCCAAUCGCUUCCGGAGUUGUGCCGCUGCCGCCUAAUGGAUCUGCAAACGUCAAGCAAGAGCAACUUCAGCAGCAACAGGCCCCGAUUUUUAGCACUCCGCAAUUCGGAUAUAUCUUCAAUUCCACGGAACCAGCACCGCAAGCCUCCUACACGUAUGACGAAGGACCGGGCGCCGGUCAACCUCAGUUCCGUUCAGGUUCCAUCUUCCUGAACCCAGCAUCUACGGAACCGAUGGGCCGUCGAUUUUCGUAUUUCCCGCCUGAAGGACCGCCCCCAUUGACCAACAGCGACAGUUCGCUCCAAAGCGAAGAAUUGCCGCAGCCAACGAUCGUUCCUGCACUGUCGCCGGCUAUGAUCACGUCCCCUGAAUCGUACAUUACGCCGCCCAGCACGAAUAAGUUCACCACCACGUCUCCUUCAACAACCAUAACGGCAGCCUCGUCGCCGACACCCACACCCACAGUUCGGCACAUUAGCCCUCUGCCCGUGGGCCUGGGUCUCUCACAGGGUGUGCCACUACCGGUUCCCAUCAAGUUUGAGUCGACCCCCACCGGUACACCUCAAACGCAGCAAGCUCAGCUCAACCAGAGGCGCACGCCUCCUCAACCCAUCUCUGUCCCGCCUAUGCAGCCCAUGCAGCCUGCAUAUACCAUACAGCCACAGCAGCAACAGCAACGGCCCCCUUCGCAAAAACAGCCGAUGCUGCACCAACCACGUCAGGCACCGCAGCAACUACCACUGCCCGCUCCCUUGGAGCGGAAUGAGCAAACAUCCGCGACGGGUGGCGAUUGGUUCUCGGCACAGCCUCCGUUCAUUUCACCGUAUGCGUUCAGUACCAUCACAGGGGCCGCUGGCGGCUACAUGGGGGACCCCACAGCAGCCUUUUCUGGCUACGGCCUCGGCGGCUUUGGAGGUGUUACCAACCCUCUUAGUCCGUUGACUGGGAUCUACGGUGGCGCGCCCGCUGGCUUGGGCGCCGGAGGGACUGGCAUUGGCGGCUUGCCAACUAGCCAGCCUGGUUAUGCUGGCAACCUCGGCAUAGCAGGAGGUGCCGGGGGUGCAGGGUCGGACGGUGGCAUGAAUGAGGCCUUUGGGUUCGGUGCUGGUGGUCCGGUGAACCCGCAGCGGCAAGGCAGUCUUUCGCACGAGCAGCAAAUGGAGCUCAUGGACGUGCUGGAGACGGAAGGCAUGGGCGACAUUGACACGUUCUUGAAUAUGGGCAUUGGUUUGGGCGGUGUGAGCGGCGAGGCUCCCCAAGUAGUCAACUGGCAGUGA